Messenger RNA from Eurytemora carolleeae, 4547 nucleotides. Its product is annotated as dystrobrevin beta. The record is from RefSeq and is a predicted model, not a curated record. Gene Ontology annotation, cellular component: synapse; plasma membrane. The transcript has 19 exons. Lineage: Eukaryota; Metazoa; Arthropoda; Copepoda; Calanoida; Temoridae. Gene Ontology annotation, biological process: synaptic signaling. Gene Ontology annotation, molecular function: zinc ion binding. The coding region runs from base 116 to 2296 and encodes 726 amino acids.
GUUUGCUACGUACCGUACUGCAGCAAAGAUCCGGUUUGUACAGAGGAAAGGUUAUCUUCACCAUCUUGAUAUCUGGAAUAUUAUCGAGGCCUUCCGUGAGAACGGUUUAAAUACGAUGGAGGCUGGGACCCUGGUGAAUAGAGCGAGGUUAGAGACCCUCCUCUCCAGCCUCUACUCAAACCUUAACAAGAGACUACCUCCAGGACAGAAUAUUAAUAUUGAGAAGACUUGUUCACUGAUUGCAACAUGGCUUCUCUUUUCUUUAUGCUCUGAUCAGACAAAUAGACUCAAGGUGUUCUCGGUGAAAAUAUGCCUUGCUGUCCUUUGCUGUGGUAAACUAAUGGACAAACUUCGUUAUCUCUUUUCACAACUUACAGAUUCUAAUGGACAACUAGUGCCAGCAGGGUUUACCCAAUUUAUUGGUGAGAUCUCCAAGCUGCCAGCAGCUGUUGGAGAAGGAAGAACGUUUUCCCUUACUCAGUCUACUUCAGAAAUUAUCUUCCCACCAGAUUCAAAGGUGACAGUCAAUGAUUUCCUUGAGACAAUGAUGUCUGAUCCUGGCCCUCACUGUGUUUCCUGGCUAAUUGUUCUUCACAGGAUAUCUGGCUCGGAGUCGAACUUCCAUCCUGUUGAGUGUUCAGGAUGCAGGAGAGAGGGGUUCCAGGGGCUCAGAUACAAAUCAGACAGUGCAAACUACCACCUGUGUCAGCUGUGUUUCUGGCGUGGUGAGAUGGAUUCAGAACACAAGGAUGAUGUGUUUAAGGAAUACAGUGCUUGGAAAACACCGGGCAAACCUGCAGGGCUGCGAAGAUCUAUUCGCUGCGUACCUCAAGGCCCUGCCAAUCCGCAGCGUAUUCCUCGGUUCCCCGAGAAGCCUGAACCUACCCUGGACCUCAGCAACAUCGUACCCGCCUCUCCCCUACCCUCACACAACGGCUUCAACCAGGCUCAUAAUGGAUACGGCGGGGACCAGGGUCGGCGGUUAAACACGGCGAUGUCAGGACUUGAUAAACUAACGAUUACUCGAUUACAUGGUUCCUCCCCCUCCCCCCAGCCCUCCCGACGCUAUGCUGGGCCUGGGAAUCCUGGUGUGCCCCCAUCUAAUCAUGGGCCCGAGUAUCCCGGUAUUCCCCUCUCUAAUCAGUUUCCCCCUGGGAUCCAGUUUUCUGCUGGAAACCAGUUUGCUACCCUACCCCAGGCCCGGCUCAGCUCCGCUGACCGGAAUAAAUCUAGUCACAGAGGUAAAACAGAUGAACAUGAACUCAUUGCAUGUUAUGCAAAUCAUCUUGCGGACCCUUCUAGUCUUCAAUACUUAGGCCUUGCCACAGGACCUGGCCUAGGAGCAGGGAUGAGACCUAACUCUAGUCCGGAGGAGGAUCAAGGAUUUGUAAUCCGACGGAACCCGGAAAAGGACUCUCGGAGACUUGUUUAUGAACUGGAAAAGAAGAAUGCGGAGAUAAUGAAUGAAAUUGCAAGACUCCGACAAAAUAGGGCUUCUGUACAGGAUAUGGAGAAGGAUCCGAAUGUUGUAACUGAACUAGAGGUUUUGCGACAACGUAGACUUGAACUAGAAACUAGACUAUCCGAUCUACAGGAGACCAGGAAGGACUUGAUGGUGGAGUUGGAGGAGUUAAUGAAGAUACUCAGGGUUCAGGGAAACCAAGGGAACCAGGGCAACCAGAGACAAGAGUUCCAAGGGGCAAACCAUCAGUUUCAAGGCGUCAAUCAUCAAUUCCAAGGGGGCAACCACCAAUUCCAGGGGGGAAAUAAUCAAAGUCCUAGAGUGGGAAGUUAUAGACAGGAAAUUGCCGCAUUUCCUGGUAUUUCCCGCCAAGAUUUGCCCAGAACCGGUUUGUCUGAUGGUAAGCAGGCUGGAGGGGGCGGUGCAGGCCUCGGCUGGAUGCAGGAGGACCCGGGCCGGGGGAAAUCCUAUCAGGCCUGUAAGUUCAGCCAAGUCACAAAGCAUCAAAAUGUCAGCUCUAAAUUGAGACCGCUACCCACUGGUCUGCCAAACCCAUAUGAGAGAACGGACGAACAGGACGAUUACGGGAGAAGAGACGAGGCUAAGAGGAUGGAGGGCCGAGACGAUUAUAAGAGACAGGACGAGGAUCAAAACGAGUAUAGACGACAUGAAGAAGGACGAGACGAGUACAGGCGUCAGGACGAAAGAAGGGACGAUUACCGACGACAGGAGCAAGGAAGAGACGAGUAUAGAAGGACGGAUGAAGGACCCAACACUAUAAGUUCUCCAGAUAGUACCAGUGUUCCUGCAUCAGUCAAUUCUCUGUCAGAGUAAUCUCACUAAAAGAUCUACUUCCAAGUUCCAAAGUAAAAGAAAACAAUACUUUUCAAUUUUUAAUUGUCUCUCCAUUUUUUUUAACAAAGUUUCUUUGAAUGAACUGCGAAAAAUCAAAAUGUUAAAAAGUGGAAAAAUGAAAAUGUUAAAAAGUGGGAAUUCUCCAGUGAAGCGUUAGUUAAAACCGGUUUUUAUUUAUCAAUUGUUCUUUAUCACUGAAUAACCGGUUUUAUAACAAAGUAUUUAAAAGUACAGAUUAAAAAAUGAGAAUCUUCAUAUUUGUUCUCAACAGGUUCAAAUUGUUAACAUUACAUUCUCUGAGAACAGUGCGGUGUGAAAUGAUCUCAUUCCAAAUUGUAAGACCGUUUUUAUAUACAUCUAAAGCGCAAUGCUGAAACCAAGAAAAAAGGUUUUAAUGUUAUUUAUUGUAAAAAGCAUUUAAUGUUUUAGUACUUAUAGCUGUAUCAAUAGUCAGUUGUUAACUGGAUCUUGUUAAUCCUGAUCUCAAAAAUGUUUAAUAUCAUGAUGUUAAUUUGCGGAUUUUUGAGCUGAAAAUUCACAGAUUCCGAGGCUUACAACAAACUAAAUUUAUAUGCCGACUUCAAGCUUACUUCUAUUAUAAGUUUCAGUUUCAGCUUCACCUUGUGAGGAGCUGUUUGUUAACAGCUUUUCUUUUUUUCCAUGUAUAUUGUAUAUGCAAUGUGUAUUCAUGCUGUUUGAAAGCGUGGUAGAAAUCAAAAUUUUAGAUCUAAAGUCGUCAAUAUUGUAUUAAUAUUUUCGAUGAUGACUGUAUUAAAGUCGACCUUUAUGAACUCUUAGCGGAUGAGCAGUUUUUGUUCAGCUGCAAUUUUACUGAUGGAAAUGAUAUACAUCGGUAGACACAACGACUUUUUGAACUGUUCAUGAGUUAGAUUCUAUAGUUUGAUAAAAGUUCAUCAACAGCCCCCCCCCCCCCCCCCCCCCACCUCUUCUUCUGUUGGGUUAAUUAGCAAUUGGAGAGAGGUCAAUUUAAAAAUAGAAAUGGAAAUUAGGACGCCUGUGCCUUUAUUUAUUGACGAGAGAUAAAAUUAAAGGGGACCAUAGCUGUUAACAAUUUGUUCUUAAAUGGACUUCAACUCUUAUAAAGUACAGACAGAAGCCCCGGUUAUUGACAUCCAGUCUCAGCAUUUCAGAUUUAUAUGUAAUCAUGUUCACUUUGCAAUUCGUUUACAUUUAAUUUGCUCAAACAGUACAUAACUACAGUUUCCACAAUUUAAGUUUGGUUUUAGGACAAUAAAAUUUAGCCUCUAAAAGAAAACAUUUUUUAGAUUGGCUCAUGUCAAUGUUCUUUCCCUGUUUUUCUCCAAAAUAUCAAGAUUACUCAAAAAAAAUACAUUUUAAUCUUUUUUAUAUUUUUUUAAAUUAAUAUUAAAAAAAACGUCAAAAAUAAACACUUUGUAUGGCAAGAAACACAGAAAACUAAUGGCAAAAUGUAUAUUAUUUGGAGGCAACAAAUUCUUUCAAAAUAAAAAAUAGCUUGUUAACAUAAAGAUCUUUAUUUGAACCCUCAAGUUGUGUUGAAAUCAACUGAGGACGAAACUUUUGAUUGAGACCGCUUUGAUUCAGAGCCUGAACUAGAUUCCUAAGUGAAAACUUUAAUAAAAGGAUUCAAAUUUAUAUCUGUAGAGUGUGGAUACAUAAAAAUCCACCAAGAAAUACUAAGGAAGUUUCGCCCUUUGUUGAAUGUUAAUGAUAAAAUUUAUUUAUUUAACUACUUAUAGUGAUACGUUAACGGACCAGUUACAUUUCGUUUAAAUUUAUUUAAUCAGGGUGAUUUAUGACAAUCCUGUUUUUUUCAACAUUCCCUUUAAAUACUGAUAAAGAUUUAGUGAGCUGGCAGAAAUAGUCGAUCAUUUUAUCUUUGUGUUGAAUACCCAUAAUCCUGAUCACUUGAUCUUGAUAUCUUCAGUAGGCACUUAUGAAUUUUACGCAGAAUUUUAUUCCAAUUCUUAACUGUACAAUUUUUAAUAAUUGUACUGCAGUAAUGCAUUGGAAUCCUUACGGGAUAUCAAAUAAAGAUUAAAUUAAUCUGUAGAUUAAAAAAAGAUUGAGAUCAAGUCUUGAUCUCGAUAUUCUCAAAACAAGAUCUUAACUGCCAACUCAGUAAUUCUUAUGCAUUUCAGUUGUAACAUCAUUUAAGAAAUUAAACUAUUGUAUUUAAAUUUUGAAAAAUUAUAAUGAUACGUAAUAUUAUUGAUAACUUUGUAAAAAA